GUAAUGUAUUAUUGUUAAUGUAGGUAGGUGAUGUCAACCUACCCUGUUAAUUUGGCAAAAUAAAUCAGUCCCCAGCUAACCGUCGUUUAAUUCAUACCAUAUAUUACAACUGGCGACGAGUGUGUUUAUUUAUUUUUUGUAUUUCGGGUUAAUAGUGUUAAAUAUGCCUUUCGGAAAGUUGCACGAAUACGAUAUUAACGAUCGUAACAACUGGAGUGCGUACGUGCGUCUCGUUAAGCAGUUCAUUUUACUUAACGACAUCAGAGAAGAUCUACACGUCGCAACAUUACUGACGCAUGUCGGCGCCGCCACGUACGAGCUCAUGUGCGACCUGUGUGCGCCGAUGCAUCCGGAGACCAAGUCAUUCCAAGUGCUGGUUGAUCUUGUCGGAAAUCACCUCGAACCGAAAAGAUCGGAAAUAGCUGAAAGGCACCUGUUUAGACAAAGGCGACAGACAGAGACUGAAUCGAUAAGCGUGUUUUUGCAAAAUUUAAAACACUUAGCGAAGCAUUGCAAUUUUGGAACUAUGCUUGAAGAAAACAUUAGGGAUCAGUUCGUCUCUGGACUUCGAAACGAAGUGAUGCGGUCUCGGUUGUUCGCGGAACCCACAUUGGAUUACAAGAAGGCGGUGGAGCUGGCGCUUGCGCUGGAGGCAGCCGAGAGGCACGCGGAAGCGGCCGGCGGCGACGGCCAGGUGACGGCGCCGGCAGCUUCGGGACUCGAGCAGGCGGGCGGCCUGCAUCGCGUGGCCGCGGGGGCCACACGGCCGCGGCGCAACGUUUGCUGGCGCUGCGGCAAGGACGAGCACACGGCAGAUAAGUGUAGCUAUAAGUCGUUUAAAUGUUAUAAGUGUUAUAAUAUAGGCCACUUGGCUAAAAUGUGUAAAAAAAAUGUAUAUAGGGCUGAGAGCGGAAAGUCGAAACUUCAUAAUUAUAUUGAUAGUUGUGACUCGGCGAGCGAUGCGAGUGAUUGUUUACAUCAUAUUAUAUCCGUUAGUAAUAAUGGUACGGACGGACCUUAUCAUUGCUCAUUGCGUGUAGAAAAUAUAGACAUGAUUUUUGAAAUAGAUACGGGCAGCAGAAUCUCGGCGGUGUCAAAAGAAUUUUAUGAUAAAUAUUUUUAUAAUUUACCUAUUACGAAACAUAACAUUAAAUUGCAAUCGUACACGGGCGAGGCGAUCGUCCCUCUCGGUUACGUCACGGUGCGCGUAACGAGUGGGAGCGGGACGACCGAGUUGCCAUUGUUUGUUAUCGCACGCGGCGGCCCGCCACUGUUAGGCCGUGUGUGGCUACGUAAACUCAACUUAGAUGCUAUUAACAUUAAUAAAAUAGGUCUGCCGGCCGACUCGUUACUUAUAAAUCUACGAAAUGAAUUUCCUGAGGUAUUCGGUAACGGGGUAGGCACAUUCAAAAUAAAAAUUAAAUUACAUUUGAAAGAUACAACGCCGAUAUUUUGCAAGGCCCGUCCGCUGCCGUUAGCGUUGCGUUCGCCUGUCGAGCGCGAGUUAGAACGCUUACAAGCGGAGGGAAUCAUUUAUAAAGUGGACAGGUCCGAUUAUGGAACGCCCAUUGUACCGAUAAUAAAGCGCGAUGGAACAAUUAGGAUUUGCGGUGAUUAUAAAGUCACAGUAAACCCUUUAUUAAAAGAUUUUCAUUAUCCUUUGCCGCGCACAGAAGAGCUGUUUGCAGCGUUAAGUGGUGGCGAACAGUUUACUAAAUUAGAUUUAAAGAAUGCUUAUUUGCAAGUAGUAUUAGAUGAAGCUUCACAACCACUAACGGCUAUAACAACUCAUAUGGGUGUAUUUGUGUAUCGAAGGGCCCCGUUUGGUUUAAAAUGUUUACCAGAAAUGUUCCAGAAAUUAAUUGAGGAAACUCUGAGCGGCUUAGAUUGUGUUGUAGCAUUUAUUGACGAUAUAUGUAUAACCGGUCGCAAUAGAGAGCAUCAUUUACAAAAUGUUAAAGAAGUAUUGUCUCGAUUAAAAGAAGCGGGCUUACGUAUUAAAUUUGAAAAAUGUGAGUUUUUUAUGGAUGAAAUCUCAUAUUUAGGAUAUAGAAUUGAUAAAAAUGGGGUACAUACAGAUAAGAGUAAGGUAUCCGCCAUUGUAAAUUUACCUGUGCCGAAAAAUGUAUCACAACUUCGAGCAGCGUUAGGCUUAAUUAAUUAUUAUUCGCGCUUCAUUCCGAACAUGAGUACAUUGUUAAAUCCAUUGUAUAAGUUAUUGGCGAAAGGCAAUAAAUGGUGUUGGAAUAGGGAUUGCGAGCGGGCAUUCAAAGCAGUUAAGGAUAAGUUAGUUAGCGGGCCCGCGCUAGCGCAUUACUCGCCGUCGCUGCCGCUGGUACUCGCCGUGGACAGCAGCGCGUAUGGUCUGGGUGCCGUGCUGGCGCAUCGCAUGCCCGACGGCAGCGAACGCAUCGUCAGCUGCGCCUCGCGCACACUCACCGACACGGAGCGGCGCUACAGCCAGAUCGACAAGGAGGCACUGGCGAUCGUCUACGGGGUAAGCAGGCACCAUCAAUAUCUGUUUGGACGUAAAUUUACUCUUCGGAGUGAUCAUAAGGCACUCACGUACAUCUUCGGACCGAAACACGGCAUACCACAAACGGCAGCUAGUAGAUUGCAGAGAUAUGCUGUACGCCUAGCGGCAUACGACUUCGACAUCGUCUUCGUAUCUACGGACAAAAACGGCAACGCCGAUGGCUUGUCCCGCCUACCGCAGCCGACUUCAAGCAAGUCGACGGAGGAGGAGGACGCUGCAACUUACUUGCAUUUUGUUGAAGACAGCUUCCCUCUUAGCCAUAAGGAUGUGGCAAAGGAGACGGCAAAGGAUGUUACGUUAAGAAAGAUAUAUGGGUAUAUUAUAAGCGGUUGGCCACAGCAGACCGAAAUCGAAGGCGAGAAGCCUUAUUUUCAUCGCAAGGAGGAGCUACACGUCGAUCAUGGAUGCAUCGUGUGGGGAUACCGGGUGGUCAUACCUGGUACCCUGCGCAAACAGAUAGUGGAGGAGGUUCACGCGGGCCACGUGGGCAUGGUAAGGAUGAAGCAAAUAGCUCGCAGCUAUGUGUGGUGGCCACGGCUCGACGCGGAGCUGGAGGAACGCGCGCGCACGUGCGCUGCGUGUCGCGACCAGAGGGAUGCGCCGCCGUGCGCCACUCCUGUGCCUUAUGCCUGGCCUUCGGAACCGUGGACCCGGUUGCACGCGGACUUUCUACAACAUGGUGGGCGAUAUUACUUGCUCGUCAUCGAUGCUCAUUCUAAGUGGAUCGAGGUGUUUCACAUGUGUGGCGGAACAUCUGCGGCUACGGUGGAAAAUAAAUUCAGAGAAUUAUUUGCUCGAUUUGGUAUUCCUAGACAAAUGGUUACGGAUGGAGGGCCACCUUUCACUUCCUGUGAAUUUGAGGAGUUUUUGAAGAAAAAUGGUGUAGACCAUAUAGUUACGGCACCGUACCAUCCGUCGAGCAACGGGGCGGCAGAAAAUGCUGUAAAGACCGUGAAAAAGGUCAUCAAAAAGGCUCAAGUAGAGGGCGAAAAUGUCGACCGCGCGUUAAGCAAAUUUUUAAUGCAGUAUCGCAACAGUACGCAUUGCACCACACAACGCGAACCGGCUGUAGCCAUGCUCGGGAGAAGGCUACGGACGCGUCUCGAUCUGUUGCGUCCCGCCGCAGCCACGGGCGAGGCGGUGGCGCGCGCGCAAUGCACGCAGCUCCGGCACGCGGGGGGGCGCCCGCGCAGUCUUGGUGUCGGCGAUGUCGUACUAGUUAGGAAUUACGGAAAAGGAGACAAGUGGAUGGAGGGAAUAGUGACAGAGCGUACGGGCAAGGUCACCUACGCGGUUAAUACCGGUGAUAAAACAAAGACCAGACAUAUUGAUCAAAUAAUUCCUAAGAAAAAUUUGCGUCACUCGUGGCAUAUACCCAUUCAAAAUGAAAAUAGUGAAGAUAAUGAAUGUUCUCAGGUACAGGGGGACGACACUGCGGAAACGAGAGUACCAGCGGCGCGCGAAAGUGUUAAUUCGAGUUCCACUUCGAAAACAGACGAAAUUUCGUGUGCGUCAUCGUACGAAACUAAUAUUGUGCCUGAGCUUUCGAUCCCCACUCAAACACCAGAACAAAAGCGUUAUAAUUUAAGGCCACGACAAUUAAAAAAAUGAAACUUUAAAAUAUACAAGUAUUCACAUUACGUUUAAUAGAUAUCAUAAUUAUUAUUCUUUUUUUUUUCGUAAUCUUUUUUUUUAUUUCUUUUUUUUUCUUGGUUUUGUUUUAUUUUAAGUUACUUUACCUACUAUUGUAUUGCACUUAAUAAACAUAAUAUUUUCAUAUUUCCCUAGUUAGUACUAAAAACUAUUUUUCUUAAAUUUCGUUCUAUUUUUUAUAACAAUAUCCUUGUGUACAAGUUACCGUCAAGUUAAGUUACGAUUAAGUUUAAUUUUUUUUUGUUUAUUUAAAAGUCUUAUUAAUUUGUUUGCCUGAUUGGAACUAGCAACAUUUUAAGGGCGGUGUAUGUGAUGGUAGCUUGGUUAAUUUCACACUGUUUUUGUAACCGAUUAAUUUAUUUAUAUUAAACAAAAAAAAAGUUUUCUUUUCUUGAUUAGUCAUUUAAGUUUGUGCAAUUAUUAUUGCUUUAAUUUUCAUUGUAAUUCAUCUGGAGAGGGAUAUUGUAAUGUAUUAUUGUUAAUGUAGGUAGGUGAUGUCAACCUACCCUGUUAAUUUGGCAAAAUAAAUCAGUCCCCAGCUAA
Molecule: messenger RNA, 4732 nt
Organism: Papilio xuthus (Asian swallowtail)
Lineage: Eukaryota; Metazoa; Arthropoda; Insecta; Lepidoptera; Papilionidae
Exons: 1
Coding region: 164-4147 (1327 amino acids)
Biological process (GO): DNA integration
Molecular function (GO): zinc ion binding; nucleic acid binding
Source: RefSeq, a predicted model, not a curated record